Molecule: messenger RNA, 1917 nt
Organism: Stomoxys calcitrans (stable fly)
Lineage: Eukaryota; Metazoa; Arthropoda; Insecta; Diptera; Muscidae
Product: L-threonine ammonia-lyase
Exons: 7
Coding region: 348-1832 (494 amino acids)
Biological process (GO): L-serine catabolic process; L-threonine catabolic process
Molecular function (GO): L-serine ammonia-lyase activity; threonine deaminase activity
Source: RefSeq, a predicted model, not a curated record
AAUUUAUUGUGUACACAUUUUUAGCUGAAUCCACGGUGGUGGGUUCCCAAAAUUCGGCCCGGUAUACAUUUUUUUUGUAGCGUAGUGUUUUAGCAAGUCGUUGUUAACUUUCAAUAUAUAUCGUCAUUGUUUUUCGCGUGAAUGAAAAACACAAAACACGAGCGUAUCUCUUCUUUGACUAUUCCAAUGAAAUUCUAACGCAACAGAACAGCAGAGCAAUUGUGGAGGCACACUUAACAUUUCAAAUAUCGGACGCAUUCAAUUCAGUUGAAGUUUUAAAAGGUAUCGGUAAAGGCUGGACAUCAACAUAUAACGCGAAAUAAAAGUGAAAAUAAAAUACAAAAGUAAUGGGUGGUUCUCCAAAUGGUGUGACAGUUGAUAAUGCCAAAUCCACAAAUGGCUCAAAACCCUCGGAGAGUGGAUCGAAUAGAUCAAAUGCUGCGAAUGAUGCUGCCAAGGCUUUUAUUAAGAAAAACAAUAAUGGGGCCGUUGUCAUAAGAAAUCCUGACACAGUGACACCUAAGAAAUUUGAUGUUCAAGGGGAAAGUCUUGAUCCACAUUGUGAUCCUUUGAAUCCUAAGACAAUAUCGUUUCGUGAUAUAACUUCGGCAGCAUUUUUAAUUAAGGAUGGCGUUGAGAGGACACCAUGUCCGCGCUCAACUACCUCAGAUAGCUAUGGCAUGGAUUUAUAUUUGAAAAAGGAUUUCCUACAGUACACAGGAAGUUUCAAGGAACGUGGAGCUCGUUAUGCUUUGCUAUGCCUCACCGAGGAACAAAAGAAAAUCGGUGUUAUAUCCGCAUCCUUAGGAAAUCAUGCUCAGGCUCUCAGUUACCAUGGUUGGAAAUUAAAUAUCCCUGUUACAGUGGUAAUGCCCAAAGCUGCUCCCAUUAUGAAAAUUCAAAAGUGUCGCAACUACAAAGCCAAUGUUAUAGUCGAAGGUAAAGAUAUGGCCGAAGCCAAGGCAUUGGCCAUGAAAAUGUCCGAAGAGAAUAAAUUAUUGUAUGUCAAUGGUUAUGAUCAUCCACACAUAAUGGCUGGUCAGGGUACUUUGGGUUUGGAAAUUCUCGAACAGGUACCCAAUCCAGAUGCUGUCAUAAUUCCUGUGGGAGGAGGUGGCCUUAUUGCGGGUAUAGCAACCGCCAUUAAGGCUUUGUCGCCAAAAACUAAAAUUAUUGGUGUCGAAUCGGCCAAAUGCCCCAGCUUUUCCAAUGCCAUGGAGAAUAAUGCUCCCAUCUAUACACCCAUCAAAAAUACUUUGGCUGAUGGCUUGGCUGUGCCCAAAGUGGGCUAUAAUGCCUAUGUCACCGCCUUGCCAUUGAUUGACAAAAUGGUGGUGGUCAAAGAGGAAUGGAUUGCCUUGGCCAUUUUGCGUUUGGUCGAAGAGGAAAAGUGUGUGGUCGAAGGUGCUGGCGCCUCGGGCUUGGCUGCAAUUUUGGCUGGCCAAUUGCCAGAGCUGAAGGGAAAGAAAGUGGUGGUCUUGUUGUGUGGUGGCAAUAUUGAUACCACCGUCUUUGGUCGUUGCCUGGAGCGUGGCCUGGCUGCUGAGGGCCGUUUGGUGAAAUUCAAUGUUGAAUUGACUGAUCGCCCAGGGGGCCUAAAUGAAUUGUGUGAAAUUCUUGGUGUUUUGGGUGUAUCUAUUAAGGAUAUAAUGCAUGAGAGAGCCUGGCUUAAGGAUAUCUAUACAGUGGAGGUCAAAGUAGUUUGCGAAACUAGAGAUUGGACCCACAGCAUGGAACUAAUGAAUGAAUUGAAGAAACAUUAUCAAAAGGUUCAAUUUUCCGAUGAACCUCUGGCCAUUAAUGAUUCACUAGCAGUGUUGGGCAAAAAGUAAAACAUUGACAAAAAUUAUAAAUGAAAAAUUUUAUUAAAAAAAAAUAACAUAGAUAAUAAAUUAUUUUUUAAGUUCCGUCCAUAAA